CAAMGCUGUCUGCUAUAAAAAAGGUAUAUAGAUGAURAUAUCAGGCAUAUCAGUUAUUCCUUUACAGACAUGAUUGCUGUUGUAGUUCUGAUUGGUCUUCUUGGGCCAUCGUUUAUCGAAGGUUGCGGUCAAAAGCCGUACAGUGCACGUGUUGUGAAUGGUGAAAAUGCCAGCCCUCACGCCUGGCCCUGGCAGAUCUCUCUACGGGUCAAUGGYCAACACAUYUGCGGUGGAUCGUURAUCGACGCUGACUGGGUUGUWACUGCAGCUCACUGUGUGGAUCGUAAUCCAAGUCCCAGUGGCUACACCGUUGUUGUAGGUGCACACCAUCGAAAUGGCCACACUCAAGUCCARGAAGAAUUUCGACUUCGUCAGCUCUUCAAGCAUGAGGGAUUCAGCAUGAGACAUCUAAAGAAUGACAUUGCUUUAAUUCAGCUUGAAAGGCCCGUUAAGAUGAGCUCUAAGGUGAAUACAGUAUGUUUGCCUUCUUCUGGAAGCAGAGCCAAAGAAGGAGCUCAGUGCUAUAUAACAGGGUGGGGAAGAACAGUAGGCGGUGGCAACGCUGCAGACAUCCUUCAACAAGCCAUGCUCCCUGUUCGCUCCCACUCAGAUUGCGCACGCGUAAAUGGACGACUUGGCACAGUUGAACAGAACUCCAUGAUCUGCGCUGGAGGACAGGGCAAGGGUGGUUGUCAAGGAGACAGUGGAGGACCUUUCGUGUGUAACGAAGGUGGUCGAUGGGUGUUACGUGGUGUUGUCAGCUGGGGACAUAGCAUGUGCCGUACUGACCACUACACAGUGUUUGCACGUAUCAGCAACUUCAUUGGAUGGAUUAACACACAAAAAUCAGGUGGUGGCGGCGGUGGAGGCGGCGGCAGUGGAUGUUUUGAUAGCGAUCCCAGGUGUCCAAUGUACGCUAGAUACUGUCGAUAUGACCAAGGUGUUCGGAGGUCCUGUAUGAAGACAUGCAGACUUUGUUAAGAAAAURUUCCCCAAACAAAGUUUAACCACAUAUGUGACGACAACAUUAAGAACAAAUAGCUAGAAAGAAAUAAAGCAUUAUAAAACCUAA
Messenger RNA from Exaiptasia diaphana, 1072 nucleotides. RefSeq names its product chymotrypsinogen B. The transcript has 7 exons. Gene Ontology annotation, biological process: proteolysis. The record is from RefSeq and is a predicted model, not a curated record. Gene Ontology annotation, molecular function: serine-type endopeptidase activity. NCBI's taxonomy places the organism in Eukaryota, Metazoa, Cnidaria, Anthozoa, Actiniaria, Aiptasiidae. Bases 70 to 981 code for a protein of 303 amino acids.